AAUUAAUAAGCAAGUUAGCGUGAGCUCUGAAGCCACGCGAGAUUUCGCGGCGAGAUCUGGCUGUUUUCAACAUGGCAGGCAGCAAGUUGGUGCUAGAAGGGAGGAUCAGUAUUAUUAGCUUUAUCUCAGGACUAGCCGUCAUCAUAAUACCUUUACUUGUCAAAUUCGGCUCUCACGUUGACUGGAUAUUCGAUUACCUCACAGACGUGAACGGCAAAAUAGCCAUCGCGGCGUAUAUCACAGUUAUCAAUGGCUUCCUGCUAAUCAUAUACAAGGGACCUUUAUACAAGGUGGCUGUUCGAGCCUGCUUUCUUGGAUUUACCUUUGGAUGUGGUCUCACUUUAAGUUUUGCAGAUACAACAUGGACACACUUUGGCUGGUAUAUGUGUUCACUGUCCUUUUUUCACUACUCGGAGUACCUGGUUACCGCUAUCAUCAACCCACGCAGUCUGUCACUAGACUCUUUCCUGCUCAACCACAGUGUUGAGUACACAUUAGCAGCUGUUUCCUCCUGGCUGGAGUUCACUGUAGAAAAGCUUCUCGUUCCAGAGAUAAAGCAGUUGAACUGGCUAUGUUUAGUCGGUCUGGUGAUGGUUAUGUGUGGGGAGGGUCUGCGCAAAGCGGCCAUGUUGACGGCAGGGUCAAACUUCAACCAUAUAGUGCAGAAUGAGAAGGCCCAGAGCCACGUACUGGUCACCACUGGGGUUUACGCUCUCUUCAGACAUCCUUCCUAUGUGGGUUGGUUUUACUGGAGCAUCGGCACUCAGAUAAUGCUGUGCAACCCAAUAUGUAUACUGGGAUAUACAGUCGCCAGCUGGCGGUUCUUUCGGGAGCGUAUCGAGGAAGAGGAGAUCUCACUCAUCCAUUUCUUUGGAGAGGACUACAUAGAGUACAAGAAGAAGGUCUUCACUGGCUUGCCCUUCAUCUCAGGGAUCAGGGUUAAUUCCUAAAGCUGUGCUGCAUUGUGUGGAGGAAAUAGCCUGAAAGUGCACACCCGGACACUUCUGACUGGCACUCUGAGCGAGCUGCUUGCCUGGUGGCAUCAUGGUGCGGCCCCUGAGGCGGCACAGAUAAAUGAGGUGGCAGCACAGUAAAACUGACCCGCUGUUCUGCUCUGAAACGCAUUGGUCUGCUCUGAGCAUAGUGGAGCUUCCAUCACCAACAUCAUCAGAGAUACAAGCAUUUUCAGCAUUCAGCAGUCUUUUUCCUACUUCAUCAUAUUUCUGUUCUGUCUCUUUUACAAUCCAUUCAUAAUUCAGAUAUCCUCAUAUUUAUAGUCAUUGCAUCAUAAAAUUUCAUACAUUGUUUUUGCUUUUGUUUUUUUAUCCUCAGAUUUUGUGGUUAGAAACCUUAGAGGUUUCAUUCAGGAUAUUGGUUGCUUAUAAAUGUCCAGAGAUUUUUAGUAGAUUUUUAUUUUUAAUUCCUUGAAGACUUCAGAAAAGCUUUAAAUUGGACCUUGCUAUGGCAACUUAGACAGCAAUUCGGUGUAAAAAUGAGUUUAAUGUGUCAGAGAGUUUUUUUAUAUUUCACUUAUUCUGUCAGUCACAACAGACCUACAAAUCUGAAAACUGAUUUCAGACAAUCUCUAAAUAUCUGUAAUUUGUAAAUACUGUUUGACAAUUUUAAUACAAUUAUUAAAGAAAUAAACAUGUAUAAGUUA
This is a messenger RNA of Danio rerio (zebrafish), 1660 nucleotides long. RefSeq names its product isoprenylcysteine carboxyl methyltransferase (gene icmt). Gene Ontology annotation, molecular function: protein C-terminal S-isoprenylcysteine carboxyl O-methyltransferase activity. Gene Ontology annotation, cellular component: endoplasmic reticulum; endoplasmic reticulum membrane; membrane. The record is from RefSeq and is marked provisional. Gene Ontology annotation, biological process: S-adenosylmethionine metabolic process. Lineage: Eukaryota; Metazoa; Chordata; Actinopteri; Cypriniformes; Danionidae.